Messenger RNA from Metarhizium brunneum ARSEF 3297, 1068 nucleotides. RefSeq lists its product as uncharacterized. The record is from RefSeq and is a predicted model, not a curated record. NCBI's taxonomy places the organism in Eukaryota, Fungi, Ascomycota, Sordariomycetes, Hypocreales, Clavicipitaceae.
AUGGCUACUACUGUAUUUCAGCUCUCCAAAGCGGCAUUCAUCUUUGCUCUUUCCUUGAAAGUUGCAAGUGCUGUUGAUUUGGACCAUGAUCCCAUCAUUGGCGUUGAUGGAGGGGACCACUUGAACCCUCCACCAUGUCAUACAACUAUUACCAUUCCAUAUAUCGGAAGUACCACGACAUCCACAACUGUUGUUCCUUGCGGCACCGGCCUCGCCACUCUAGUCAUACAGACUCCUUUAAUCACCGAGACGUGCAGCCCGACGCACACCACGACCCGUAAGCCGCCUCCCACUUCAACAUCUCAGCACACGACAACACAAACCACAACCAUUAGAACCACGACAAAGAAACCAGUUACCACAACCACAACCACAACCAAGAUUCCUGAACCAACUCCCGGUGGGCCCUGUCCAAUCAUUAAACCCCGCUGCCGCCCGGAGGGUUUCGACAUCGACUACUACGCCAACCCCUUCGCUGGGUACAGUCGAGAGAACUCCCUCCCGUGGUCCUACUACAUCACGCAGAACCUGAAGCCUCUCAAGUCUUCGAUUACAAACGUCACUUUCUUCCCUCAGGACUUUGGCCCUCCUGCCAACCUCCCCAAGGUCUAUCCACGCCCCGACCUCCCCGGUGUUUGGUACGCAGUCGGCUGGACGAAGCAGACCAAUGGCGGCAUCGUGGUCGACGCCAACAACUUCACCCUCGUGUACAGCGGCUUCUACCGGGCCCCCGAAACCGGCAAGUACACUCUCUGCACCACUGCUGACAACGAGAACGACGUCUUCUUCGGACACGGCAACGCCUUCAGCUGCCUGGACGGCAGAGUCGACACGAAUGUGAAGCCGCUUGUGGUGUCUACUGGAGGCAACUACAUCAAUGGCAUCAAGUGUGCAGAUCUGGAUUUGGUCAAAGAUGCGUACUAUCCCCUGCGUAGCGUCAUGGGAGAUUGGCAGGGCCCGUCGGCGUUUAACCUGACUAUCAAGACGCCGAGCGAGACGUUUGAGAAUCGCAAGAACGAUUACACUGGUAACGCGUAUCCCCUCUCUUGUCGAUUUGGAUCGGUAUAA